Trypanosoma brucei brucei TREU927 is the source of this 891-nucleotide messenger RNA. RefSeq names its product bloodstream stage alanine-rich protein BARP. Lineage: Eukaryota; Euglenozoa; Kinetoplastea; Trypanosomatida; Trypanosomatidae. Bases 1 to 891 code for a protein of 296 amino acids. The transcript has a single exon. The record is from RefSeq and is a predicted model, not a curated record.
AUGAGCAUCACUUUUAAUAAUUUAUGGCUACUUUUGACAGUGUUAUGCACUGCUAGAAUUCGUGCUGAUUUCAUUGGGGAGGAGUGUCUCGACAUAGUCUCUUAUCCAUCAGCUGAUGUGGUACGCAUUUUGUGCCAUGUUGCAGGCCAGCUUCGAGGCCUAUCACAGACAGUAAGUUCUGCUGUGGAAACUGCCGCUGCUGCUUCGAGUAAAGCAUUUGAAGCAAAGGUACAAGCAGAGGAAGCUGUGGAACUUGCCGAGUCGAGAGGCCUAAACGUUACGAAAGCGAAGGAAGCUGCUGUGAGAGCAACACACGCUGCUGAAGCUGCGGCUUUGGCUGCAAGUAACUUGGCUUUUGCCGCUGCAAAUAUUGCUGCGGUGCCGUGGUCACAACCAAUCAGUGAUUCCAUGUUGCAUAAACUCGCACUAUGCGACCACGUCGACGAGUAUGUGCGAGAGGCAGCAAAAAAGUGCACAAAGAAAGCGAAGAACGUGACGGCACAAUCUCUCAAUGAGGUCCUCAAAGCGUUUGAGAAGCUGUUCAGUGAAGUAAAUGCCUUGCAAUCCUUACGGCAUAAUAUUGCUGAGUUCCACAAAGACCUGAAAUCGUUAGAGGAUCACGUUGAAGACAUUGUCCGUGCACAAAAAAAUGCGGAAGAUGCAGCUGCAGAGACAAAUAAAAUAGCAGCGCCUGAUCAUGAGGUAGGAGGUAACAAAGAAGAAACACCAAGUCAACAGCCAGACACAAAUCAAGAUCAACAGGCAAAUGAGAAACCUGAGGCAAAUCAGACAGCCGGCACAAAUACGGGACCACUUGGAAAUUCCGUUGCUUCACCUGAAGGGUCAGUGCUGCUACUGAUGGCUGGAUUGUUUCUCGGUUCUGUACUGUAA